AUGUACGAUUUUUGCCAAAUUUAUGCUGGUGCAUCGGUGGCUGCGGCUUUACGAUUGACGAGUGAAGAUACUGACAUAUGUAUUAAUUGGAGUGGUGGAUUACAUCAUGCCAAGCACAAUGAGGCAUCAGGGUUUUGCUUUGUAAACGACAUUGUAUUAGCUAUUCAACAGUUGUUGAGUCAAUAUAAUACUCGAUCUAAUAAUCAUUUUUCAAGGGUUUUUCCACGGGUUUUAUACAUUGAUAUUGACAUACAUCACGGUGAUGGUGUACAAGAAGCAUUUUACGAAACAGAUCGAUGUAUGACUGUAUCAUUUCAUAAGUAUAAAGAAAAUGGCAAAUAUUUUCCAGGGACUGGAGGUCUAGGUGAGAUUGGAGUUGGAUUAGGAAAAAGGUUUUGCUUAAAUGUACCACUCAAAGAUGGAAUGGAUGACGAAAGUUAUGUCGCUUUAUUUAAGGAUAUUAUUACGGAUGUUAAAGAUCGAUAUCAACCAAAUGCAGUUGUCCUACAAUCUGGGGCAGAUUCACUUGGAAAGGAUAAAUUAGGGGGAUUCAAUCUUAGCAUUAAAGCACAUGGAGAAUGUGUUCGUUUUGUAAAAAAUUGGCAAAUACCCUUACUAGUUCUUGGUGGAGGAGGAUAUAAAAUCGAAAAUGUGGCACGAUGCUGGGCUUACGAGACGAGCAUACUAGUUGAUACAGAAGUACCGGAAUCGCUGCCAAAACAUGCACAAUUUUAUAAUUUUUUUGGGCCAGACUAUUCAUUGCAUCCACCUCUUGUUAGACGAAUCGAAAAUCAGAAUACCAAAGCAGAUUUACAAAAAUUGUCACAACAUAUUCACGAACGUUUGAGAUUAUUGGAUGGAGCACCAAGUGUGCAGUUACAUGAAUUUUCUAAAGAUUUGCAAGAAUUGUGGGAAGAAUCUGAAGAAGAAAUGAGAGAUUAUCAAGAAGAUGCGAUUCCAGAUGUUAGACCUAGACGACGUUUAAUGUUGGGUGGAAAUGAAUUUUAUGAUAGAGGUAGCGAUCACGAAAAUGAUGACCAACUAGUAGAUGAAGACCAGACUAUGGACUAUGUU
Messenger RNA from Racocetra fulgida, 1074 nucleotides. NCBI's taxonomy places the organism in Eukaryota, Fungi, Glomeromycota, Glomeromycetes, Diversisporales, Gigasporaceae. The record is from the annotation of a GenBank genome assembly.